Messenger RNA from Sitodiplosis mosellana (orange wheat blossom midge), 15625 nucleotides. Its product is annotated as matrix metalloproteinase-2-like. NCBI's taxonomy places the organism in Eukaryota, Metazoa, Arthropoda, Insecta, Diptera, Cecidomyiidae. Gene Ontology annotation, molecular function: zinc ion binding; metalloendopeptidase activity. Gene Ontology annotation, biological process: extracellular matrix organization; proteolysis; collagen catabolic process. The record is from RefSeq and is a predicted model, not a curated record. Gene Ontology annotation, cellular component: extracellular matrix. The coding region runs from base 12898 to 14565 and encodes 555 amino acids. The transcript is spliced from 9 exons.
CUCUGAGAUUGGCUCAAACUAUACGUAUAGAAUUUUGCCAUAACACUUCACCGAACAUGUGUGUCUCCGGUAAAAAGAAGAACAAUGUAUCAAAAUCCAGAGUUUAUUUGAUUUAAAUUACCGGCACGGCAGCACUCUUCACAAACAAUUUCGUUUUAUUGAGUCCCAGAAAAUCUUCAUAAACUUCGAUAUGGUUUUUUUUUCUUCAUUCGUUUGUUUUUGUGUAUGUGCUAGGUGGGGGGGAGGAAAUACAUUUCUGAAUGAUAUUCAUUUUAUUUAAAUGUGCCCUUCGGAUGGGUCAUCGUGAUUAAUCAUUGUUAAACUUGGACCGAAUUCCAUGUGCACGAAUGAGAGAGACAAAGAAAUUCGGAUGCUCAUGUGUUUCUUUGCGGAUUUCAAAAGAGUCCGAGUUAAAAGUGAAACCUCUACGGUAUUAUCUACUUGACUUGUAUGCAUGCGGUUUGUACACGCUUGAACAGUUGAGUGGAUAAAGGAUGAAUUGUUCGGAAACAUCCCGUUCCACAUCAGACACAAACUUUUGACCAUACCCAAAAAUAUUUCCGAUGCGAUUUUGAGAAGAUUUUCAUGCUAUCUCCUCCGAAAAUUACCAUUCGAAAAAUUGAAAGUUGAAACUAAAAUAACAAUAACAACAAUUAAGACCUGAUUGUUGUUGCCCCUCUUCAUUCACAAACAUACACCUCGCCAAGAUCGAGAUUAUCCGAUUAAAAAUUUAAAACACUCUUUAUUCCAAUUAGUAUUUUUGUUCCCUUUUCACUAUUUUUAAAUCACAUAAAAUACGGUUGAAUAAGCGAGUCAGAAUAUCCACCAGGUUUAAAAAAUUGCAAAAUUCAUACUUCGGCUCGAUUUAAUCGAAAAAUUGCAUUUAUUUUACCAUUGAAAUAUUCAAAAUUUGACAAAUGAAUCAGGUUUAAUCUAAAUUGGUCAUGAAAUUCUGAAUAAAUUGAAAAAUGACGAAACGAACAUCGGAAAUAGAAAAAAAUUGAUAUGAAUAAGGUUGAAAAAAGGAAACUGAUACGAAUAAAGAUGAGCCACAUUUUGAUUGAGCAAAUUAAUUCAAUUUUUCACUUGUGUUAUCAUUCAUUUAGCUGAUGUUUUCCUUUCUUCUUUUAAAAUAUUGUGCCGAACUUGGAAAAUGAUUUUCUUCUCAAAUCGUCGAUGAUUUGAAAGGAAAAUAUAUGUGAUAAAAUCGUAGACAAAGUGUCGUGGUGAGAAGACAUUUAAGGUACUUCAAAGAUUUAAUUAAAAGUAAUUAGAUACAAUUAAUGGCUGAAGAAACUAGCUCGAUGAAAUUUCCAUCGCGAAGUGUUUUUCCGGGGUAUUGACAUGCUUUGAAAUUGUGACGCAUACAAUGGAUUCACUUUUACUCUUUCUCUCUCUCUCUCACUCUCUCUCACUCUCUCUCUCACACACACCCGCUCACUUACUCCAACCGAUACAUUUACGCAAUUGAUUUAGGCUUGAAAAUGAUGUCGUCGAUUGACAAGGCAAAUUGACCUUUGAUGUGGAUUCCUAAAUAAAAUGUACUUCUUUAUUCAAUUAGGUGCGUACGUAGAGACGAAGGCACAACAAAAUGGAAAGCGAUAUUGAACAUGAAGUGGAAACAUUAAAUAUAAACGUAAAAGAAUGAAAGAGAGAACUAAAUCAAUUGAAAUCGAAGCAAGAAAAAGAAAUUUUCCUAAAUUGUGACAUUUAGACUUUGUUUUUGUUGUUGUUGAAUCAGUUAUUUUGAGCGAGAAGUUCAAAUACGAUUCUUUUUAUAGAAGUUAUGAAUGAACUUAGAUGGAAUGUAAUGUGAAUAUUAAAUGUGACAGUUAAAAAUAGCCGCAAACGAAUGUGAGUGUCUAAAUUGAGUAUGCAAUGGACUAAAAGUGUUUGUAGAGAACUUUGAAAAUUCAUUUGUUUUCCCUUUAUUUAUUGCCCGGUCGACCUGAAUAAUUUCUAACUUAUAACGCAUGUGGCAGAAAAUCCUUAGAAAAGCUACUGGUUAAAAAGGGAACAUGUUGGAACUGAUGCAUUUAUUUAUAAUGGUGUUUUCAAAUAGCAUCUCAAAAGCGGCUUUUUGAAUGUAUUUUCAUGUUUUCAUUCCAUAUCGAUGACGUUAUAUUUUUUUCGAUUUCUUUCGUAUCUUUUAUUAUUUUGUGACAAAGAUAUGCUUGCACAGAUAUACAAAUCCGAAAUAAUAACCAAUCGUUUUGGUCGAUUCCAGUGACAUUCUACUUGCCAAGCAAAUGGCGUAUUCAAUAAAAAUUUCUAAGGAAAAUACGGUAUAUUUAUUUCGAUAAAAAAGACGGGUCACGUGUUUCGAUUUGAAUCAUUUUAUUAUUUUGGCGCUGCUUGCUUUGAAUAGUUUCGCCAACGCUUCUCUGUACAAUAUGGAGUGCAGGUAGCGCCUCUUCAAAUCAUCGAUACAAAGAAGUUGUACAGUUGUUUGUUCUUGUCUUUAAGAAAAUUCACGUGUUCUUUUCCGUUGGCACGUGUACUGUCGCUUUAUUAUUAUGUUAAUGUUUUGUGUGCCCACCCACAAACAUUCGGGAAAACUUUUAGCCCAUUGGAUUCAAAUCAACCACUCUCAAAUCAUUGGCGAGACACACGAACACGCACAACAGAAAUCAACUUAUUUUAUUUCAAGUGUUUGUUUGUCUCUUUCCGUUCUUUAUUCGAUGAUAAGCAUUUCCAAAGUAAGUUCGUGACUCGUAGGUCGAGUUCCGUGGUUACAAGAUAAGUAGCCGUGUUUAACCGUAUUAAAAUGCUAAAAUUACACUCAAAUUUAUGCAUAAUAUUGACAAAGUGUGAAAAGAAAAGUGAAAAUUGAAUUUGUGCCAUUUUCACAUGGACGAAAUCAGGAAAAAUGCUGCAACCCAAAUGAAUAAAUGAUACGGUUUUGCGAACGGCCCGUUCCGUUAGCCAUGAAAUAAUGAAAAUAUAUUGAAGUUGAUAAAGAAAAAUAUGCAUACCAUGAAAAUUAUGGUUUAAAGGAAAAUAAUUAUUUGAUUGCCAUCCAAUAGAAUGGAUAGGUCCGUAUACGAACGAAAUGGGCCAUUUCAAAACACUGGGUGUUCAAAACCGUUUUGCCUCUUUUUACGUAAGCCACUCGGACAAAAUGUUCGGAGCAUUUGCUGAUUUUGAUGUAAGCGAUGUCAUUGUUUAACUUUUUCAAAUGGUUCACAUCACUUCCAGAUGCUAUUUUCCCUCGGUUUAUCAACGCCGGGUGCCGUGUGUAUGCCGUGAAAGUUAUGAAACAACAAACUAAUCAUAUUGCAUUUCACAUACAAUUUAAUAUAUUGUAUAUAAAUAUGUCGACCUGAAGUAAAAACACACACUCACAUACAUUGAGACUAACACGUGAUCCAUCUCGAAUGCACUGAAAAUCGUUCGAACCGAGUUUCGUUUCCUGGGCGAAAGAAUUCCGAGGAAAGACAUAUAUAUUUUAAACCACAUUAUUCGAAACAGUUCCACUCAAUUUCCGAUGUUCCGUUGAAUGUUCUCCAUCGGAUAGGAGAUGUUUAAACAGUCAUUGCGGUACAGUGAAGAGAAAAUUCAAUUUUCGAUAAAUUUCAUAUUAGAAGAAAAAAAACUUAUAACGAGUUACUGUUCUGCCUCGGCAUCGUCAUAGUCAUAGUCGUCGUCGUCGUGCUCAAGCGGCUGCAAAAGUAAUUUACGUCAAAAUUGCCGAAAAUCCGUCUAGUUCAAUAAAAUAUGCCCGUCAAAAGAGCGCAUCAUAUCUCCAUUUGUAUCCUUUUCUCAUCUUUUUCUUCUUCAUACAUAUCAAUUUUAUUGCUUCGUCUAUGUAAUAAUCGGAUUUGCAGCGACAGCCCAAUGUUGUUUUAAUGCUCAAUAAAUUUUCAAACGGAAAAUCCAAACAAUAUUGACAGAUUUGACAUUUAUCGAAUCCAUAACCGAAAUCAAUUGCAUAAGUAAAAAACACCUUGAUUUACAGCAUCAAUCGGAACCAAGUAGCCCAGAAUGCAUCUGUAAUCAAUUCAUUCUUUUACAAUUGUCAGAACAAAAUCAAAAACAUACCAAAUUGAUCGAAUCAAUUAAAUUUUCAAUCAAAAAACUUUUGCCGCCUAGAGAAUCCAAUUCCAAAGAGCCAACUCCUUGUUCGGUUCGGUAAUAUUAAAAAAGUUUCCAAUCCAACAACACCCAUCCGAAAACCACUUACACACAUACGGGUCUGGCAUUGAAUAUUGAAUAUGAAUUCAGUAGUGUGCAAUUUAUCUAAUCUAAUUGGUCUAAUAAAAUAACAUAUCUUGCAGUUAUCAUUUUUUUUCUAAACAUAAAGCACCCAUUUGAAAGACGAACAUGCUAGAUUCGCUUUCGUAAUGCCUCUUUAUUUGAGUGAUUUGAUCCAUUUUUUAUGCGAAACAUAUUGAAAUUGUCAUUUUGAUUAAUCGAUUUGAUCUGUCGUUCGUGUAUGAGUUUCCAGGGUCCCAUUCAGAUAUUCAUUCGAUUCGAAAUUCGUUUUGAAUUGCAUUAAACGGCGUAUUUUCAAUAUCAAAUGCGAUUUAAUAUCAAUUCUCGUUCAAAAUCAAGUUAUGCACACGUUAUGUCGUGAAAAUAGAUGAAUAUUUAUUAUGAGUUCAAACAUUUAUGCCGUGCAAACAUGGGAUAGUGGUGGCUUCAGUUUUACGGUGCGUGUAGCAUUUAAAAAUCCAACACAUUCGUCUAGCCAUUUUCGGAAGAGAAGAUCUUCAUUUUACCCUUCAGUUUUUAUCUAAGCAAAUUCUAAAGUUCAUUUUCAAAAUUCGGACCUCAUCUGCCAAAAAAAAAUAUCUUAUCCAUCUAGGAUUUUCAAGCCUUCUCUCGCUUUCUAAUGUCAAUUCAUUGGCAAUGAAUUCAUUUCUCGUAUUCAUAAUUGGAUUUUCAACCAAAUCAAAAAAGAAACAAAUCCCGUUAAAAAAUUAACCACAGAUUCAAUAUUUCAACUUAACAUUCGAAAUGGCAAAAUCCGUCUUUGGAAUAAAAAAAAACCAACUCUUUAAAAAUAAACGUUUCAAUUUCGCGAAUAAUGUCCGACAUGAAUGAGUAUGAAAUCCUCGACGGAGAAUAAAAUUUGGUUGAUUGAAGUCGUGAUGUUGUGAAAUGUGUUUUUAUUUGGAUUUUGUUUUGGUUUUCUCCAUUGAAUUGGUAACGGUUGCCACUUUUAACAAUGUAAUUUGAUUAACACACAUUUUUCGGAAGGUGGAAGAAUCGCAAUAAAUAUGCCAAGCGUUUUUGGUUUCCUUUAGGCGGAGGUGUAUGCUUUCCACCCGCUUGCUACAUCUUUGUUGUGUACGUGUGAGAUAGACGGAGGGAGAGAGUUCCUGAAUUAUAUGCGAUAAUAGCAACAACAACUAAAAUAUCGAAUAAAAGCCCAGUAACACACACACACACACACACACACACACAACGAGUUAACAAUGUACAAUGGAAACAAAUGUAAUUUGAUAACAAUCGACCACAUUAAUUCGAUAUCACUGAAAUGGAUUGCAACCGCACACAGCAUGAACGAAGAGUAGAAUGAGAAAAAUGGGAAAAUGCACCACGGUCGACCAAAUGAGAGUACAUUUUAUAUUUUUGGAGCCGAAAAUGAGUGAUGGUGAUGAUGAUGACGUUGUAGUUUCAAAUAUUGUUUUCACCGUAUUUUUCGGAAUGGUUUUUGACAGCAUUGCCCGGAUGUGGCAGUAACAGCAGUGGUGGCGACUGGCGAACGAGUCUCACAACACCGUCCGAAAUAUAAAUCGGAGUGGAAACGAUGCAUGCCGCCCAGAAUUCCUGGUGUUCUCCUCACUAAUGCGAUCGGCCCGGUUCGCGUAUCAACAUCAAAAUGCAUUUAUAAGUUAUGGCCGCUUCAUAAAGGCGUUGGGUUGCUUUUAUGUACACAAAAAAUACAACUGACUAUGAGACAGCAGAAAACAAAACGAGGAAAAGAGCAAAAGAAUUGAGAUAAAAGUGUUGUGUUUGACUUGAAGGCAUAUUGCGAUAGUGCAGCAAAUAAACAACGGUAAGCUUCUGGACACUUGUCUUCUGUACCUUUGUCCAAACCAAGUGAACAAUCAACAAAACAAGGCUGGCGAACCUGGUUCAACCGUUUUUAACUGGCGGAAAUUAAUUUAGACUUUGCUUUUGAAGUAAGGCUAAUCACUAUAUCACACUAAAAAGACUCAUUUCAGAUGACUCAUUAUGAAUAACCGGAUGUUUUGCAAAGCAACGGAAAGAAAACAAUUAGAUUAAUUACAACGAGAGAAAGUAGAAAAAUGAUACAAGUUUCUGCAGCAGGUACAUUGUCUAUCAUUGUAAUCAGGCCAACUGUCAGUCAACAUUCAAUUUUUACUAUUUAUGAGUGAAAUCAAUUAGAUUUUCCACUUUGAAAACUAACAAAAAUAUUACUCAUCCGGUAUGCAACGCAACGAUCGCCACGGAAGUGAUACCAUCUUUGUUGUGUGUACCAAGUUUUUAUCAACAACAAUAGCCAACCACCAGAAGUUGGUGAUUCAAUUUGUUUAUGUAAAAAUGCACUGCAAACGAAAAUCAACUUAUUCGUAUCGUAUUUGAAACGAAUGUCUGGAAAAGAAAUGAGAUGUGCAGCAUAUUUGUCUGCUCUGUUUAUCAUAAGCUCACACUUUACUGUGAACUAAUUCAUUUGUGUUGGUUACACCGAGAGAAGAAAACGCCCGAACGUAUGCAACACUCUUUUUUUUGUUUAAUAUGUGGAAAGCUUUUUAUACUCGGAUGUUGCAAGACACACACAUUCUCACUGCCCCCAAAGAUAAUUUGUUGUAAGAUAAUCGCUGUUUGGUUUUUGUUUUUGUUAGAAAAAAAAACGAAAUCGGACAAAACAAUAAAAUACCAUAUUACCACGUCGAAGUGACGACGCAAACAUUCGAGACAAAUGGCAAAUGCGCGCCAUUUGAUACCACCAAACCGAAUAAUUGUGUUUUUAGUCCGAAAUGGUGUAUGAAGGGACGAACAAGAGAGAAGUUAAUGGAAAAAGCGUAAAUAUUUUCUCGUAACAUUGUUAAAUUGUGUUGGAUCCUUCUAUUCGUUUAUAUAUCUCUCUCUGUGUCGUUGCAAAGUAUCGAAUUUCGAUUGCAUUAUUCGGAAGUCUUAAAAAUGGUUUAGUCAAAACAUUGAUAUGGAAUCCGCAAAUGUGUUGUGCAUCUUGCUGCCGAAUGGAUGCGUCAAUUUUCGCAAUUACGUAUCGCAAUUGAAUUUUUCAAUGCAAAAUUUAUUUGAAAACUCGUUAAAUGAAGAUGAUGUUCCACAUUUAACUGAUAUGCCUCCUUCAAUCCUUCCUCACCUAGAACACAAAAAAGCAGGUCCAUCAAGAAAAUUAAAUUCACAUUUUCGUUGUUACUGUUGUUGUCCAUAGUUGUUCACUAAAAUUUUCUACAUUUCGAAAAACAAACUUUCGAAACCCUUCAUAUCGUCCGUACUCAAUAUUUCGGCCAAACUUUUGUUGAGAGUUGUUAUUUUGUGGAUUGUUUUUGUUAAACUUUUUGUUCGUGUGUAAAACACGGAUUUCUCUGUGGCCCAUUCUCUCUCUCUCUCUCUCUCUCUCUCUAUCUCUGCCCAUUCCCUCUUCACAUGUACACCUGUUAGCCAUGCUCUAUACCCUAUCUAUCUAAUGGACCAUCGUUUGUCUUUUGCUUGAAAAUCCGGCGGGAAUUUAUCGGAAUUCAAAAUGCCUCGAAAAAAUGUAAAUCUUGAUGCGCUAGUAAUCGAAACCAAAUACACCAAUGAGCUUACUAAAAAAAAUAACAGCUUUUGUUUCCAAUAUCCAAGUUGUUGUUGUUUGUAUGUGAAGCUUUAAACCGGUCGUUCAAAUUAAAAUGACGCCAAAUUUCCUAUUCAAAUACAAAUAAUCUAGAAGUUUCUAAUUAAUUCGAAACAAGCAUUCAUGCUGCUUUCAAUCAAUCAGGUGCAACCGAUCGAUUGACAACUAAAAAAACCCCCAGCAUGUUCUAUGGCGAGAGAGAAACAAAAAGAAAUAUGUAAUUUGGUUUUUCCACCCACUGAGAGCAGCUAUGUCCAUCAAAAUGCAUUUGUUCUAAAACAAUCUAGUUCAAUCUCUGUGCAUUUUUUUGUCUCUUUAUCUUAUUUAUUUAAGCAAGCGUACGUUAAAUUAUCCACUAUUGCUGAUCAGAUUGAUAUUUAAAAAAAAAAAAUCGUCGAUGGGCACAGAAUGGCAGCUCGCAUCAAUUCGAUAUGGUUGCAGUGAUAAGAGUGAUUCCCUUGAGCCACAACAUAUUGUAGGAGUUAGUUGUGUGCCUUUGAUAUCACAACUGAAUGACAAACAUUUGUAAACGAGAACGACAAACGACUGUAUUUUUCCGCCUCUUUUUCAAAUUUCACUCGAAAUUACGCUUGCAAUUAUUUUGUAUAAAAUGUUGCAUUGAUCUUCUGAAAACUAAUUGAAUUUUGUAAUCUUGUCAAAAGUAACGGGCCUUUUUUGUUAUCCAAACCAAAUCGGAUAGAACAGAGAAAAAAAUAUACCCAUUCAUGCACUAAACUCACUCCAUUUUUUUUUUGCUCGAUCGCCAGCUUAUUUACAUAUUCAUUAAAUAAUUGAAUUUAAAAGUGGCUCGUCGAAGCGCAGUUUGAAUUUAGUGUGACUGUGUUUGAUGUGUAUAAAAGGUUAAAAUUGGUAAUUGAAUUGAUUGGAACGAAAAUCAGAGAGGCUACAAAUACAACACACGCAUUCACACAUAUACACACAAAUGCAUGGCGGGGUAUAGACACAGAAAAUUGAAUCUAUCGCUACUACACACACACACACACACACACACACACACAUAAAUAGCGUCUAUUAAUAGAGCUAAUGAUUUAAUUAGUCGCAUCUGGUGGCGAUUGAAAACAUUCUUGCACUAGAUCACCCAGACAACCGUCACAUCAGCUAAUCGAGCAUUAGUCACUCGGGCUUGUACUGUAUUUCGCAUAUAAACAUGUGUGUUUUUUUCUCUUUAUCGGUUUCUCCCCCUCUCUCUCUCUCUCUCUCUCUCUCUCUCUCUCUCUCGUUUUUCUGAAUUGGAUGGAAUGGUCAACAAGUUCGAUUUCGAAGUCGCUGGGUUGAUUUGAAAUGACCUUUUAUCAUAAACACUUAACUCUCUAUCUCGUGCGUCCCGGAGAGUUUAAUACGAAAGUAAUACCUUCCGAAUGUCCAUGAUGAUGAUAAUAAUGAUGAUGAUGACGAUGGGAAAGUGUUUGUGUUUGUUUGGCCAUAGUAGCAGCAGCACUUGAAUCUCUGCGGGUGAUGGCUGCUCCAUAGAUCGUGUCAAUUUUAUUUUAUUCCGGUUUGGGAAGGCCCAGUUUAAACAAUCCAUACGGCCCGCUUUCGAAAAUGGCAUUUUUAAUUACAACGUUCAGUCGCAUGUAUUCUCGUUGGUUCGUCUAUUGGAUGGUACACCAUACUACGCUAUAAUGGGUCCUGCUAUCUCUCCAUUCAAAACUCAGCGCCGUAUCAUGCGUGAGAGAAAGAGAGAGAAAGAGAGAGAAAGAGAGAGAGAGAGAGAGAGAGAGAGAGAGUGAAUGACUGUCACACGUUAAACUGAGUCCACCUUAAAGAGCGUGUAUUUUGAACGGGUGUGCGUUGUAUGUGUUUUUGUCGUUUAUUAACAUUUAUCACAAAAUUAAAGAGAUGUUAAUUGAGGGGGUCAAUAAUAUCAGUGGGCGUAGCGACAACAAUUCAUACACUCUUUCUCUAUAUCAACACCAAACGAUCACUUGUCUCUUUUUCCCUUUCUCGUUUGUUCAGGACAUUUAAUGGCGUGUUUUUAUUUUUGUUUUUCUGUAGCUUCAUUAUGAGAUUUCCAAGAAUGAAUUAACCAAAAACCGAUCGGUGAAUCAUCAACUUAACCUUUUUUCAAGCAGUUGAAGAUGGUUCAAAAACCAAAAUCAAUCACACUUUUUGUUUUGCCGGGCAUCCAACAAAUUUUAAUUAUCCCAACUGUUAUCAAAUGAAUUGGCCUAUGAGUUGGUAUAUGAGUUCGUCAAUUUUAUUGUUUAAUUUUAAUCACUGUGUAUCAAUUGUGAGCUUUUCAACAGAGAGAGAGAGAGAGAGAGAGAGAGAGAAUUUUCAAUAUAAUUUUUUUUAUUUAGUAUAUCUGAUUUGUGCCUUGUUAAGUAUCAUCAGCGUGCUUUUUGCAAUGAUUCGAUAACUAAAUUUCCGCACACACAUGGAAAUAAUAUUAUUUUCAUUCAUUUACUUUUAUUAUUCCAUCAUAUAGCAGAAUCACUUAUUAUAUCACGAUUGUUUUUUUCGUUCAUUUUUUAUUUGGUGGCAAACCUUCCAUGGAAGCAUCAACGCGUAAUUCAUAAAAGAGAACGAAAUUCAGUUGGAUGAAAAAAAAAUUAAACAAUAACACUGGGAUUUAAACUGGACUUUUAAAUGUUGACUCGAAUCAUUCAUAUGUGCAGUUUUAAUAACAUUUCAGUGUUUGUUUUACAUUUAUUUUAUGAAAACCACUGGAUUGUUCCCAUUCAAAGAGAAUAAAUAAAAAGGAACAAUUGAUACGAGCAACAAAAAAUGAAUUCAACGAAAAAUAAAAAAAAUUAUCUUCAUUCUAACGGUUGUCUAAUAAAACGAGUCAAAACUUAAUCACAAGAAAUUCAAAGGUCAGCAUGCAAUUAUACCCAGCAAUUAGUCGAAUAAGAGCAAUACCAUUUAUGAAUCGGGUUUUUAAUUAUUAUGACUCGACAGAGAAAGAUUAAUUUAAAACAGUGGUAGUAACGACAAAUAGGUGCAUAAUAUCUCAAAGCGCCAAUCAAAUUUUUAUUAUCAAAUGUUGUUUAAAAAUUACAUUAAUUUUUCGUAUAAUAUUUUCUGUGUCUUGAACAGAAUUAAAGUGAUUUUAGAUUCAAUGCUUAUAUUUUUUAUUUAAUAACCAAAGGCAGUAUAUUUCAAAAAAGAAAUGAAACCAAGAUCUUAAAAAAUAUGAGCAUAAAAUUCAAAUUCACCAUAAUUUGUUUCAACACUCAAAAAGUAUCUAGACAAAAAAAAAGCAGAUUAGUAGCUCUACAUUUCAUGUAGUGCUAAAAAGGGCAGAAGAAAACGAAAGAGAGUGAAAGAGAGGUGAAGAGGGAGAGAGAGAAAGAGAGAGAGAGAAGGAGAGAGGAAAGGCAUAGAAAAAGAAGAAUAGAUAGUUGAUCGUUUUGAAAGAUGAGAAAAAAAAACGUAUUCUAAGUCCAUUUUCCCUUGGGAAAACCGCGGUUGAAAGCAUCGCUCAACACUGUCGACACAACAGUGAUCCGUCAUGGCUAUCACUUGCAAAUGGAAAUGGAAUAACCAUAGAUCGACAAAAGCAACGGGGUUUUAGUGGAUCUGUCAUUUUGAAAAAUACACCGAGUUGAUGAUCCUAUAUUCCAUGCCGGACGAAUGCUAAACUCCAGAUUGAAAUCAGAUAGUACUCCUUUGUGGGACAAUGCACAGCACUCACGUUUAUAUGCACACAUUCAUCCAAAGACAACGGUUCGUAUACACGACGCAAACACAACUGUGAAUGCAAGGAAGUGGAACCUCGAUUGAUAAUCUUUAAUUCAAGCAAACGCCAACUCAAAAAGUAAAUUUACAAAGAGAAUUCAACCAGAAAUGGACGUACUGAAAAGUCCAUUGCUAUUAAGAUUUUUCUAAAUAAAUGGAAAGUAUGACUCUCCAAUACACAAUCAAUGCUCGGUUUGCCGUUGAUUUUCCAUAUAAAACAAACGGUUCAAUUGCGUUGUCUUCGCCUGUGUUGCUGUUCUGUUGCGUAAGCGAGCGGAUGUGGUGGAAUCGAUGUGUGUGUUUGUGUCUCUGUGUGUCUCUCUCAGUGUGUGUAUGUGUGUGAAUGUUCGGAGCUGGUGUGCUUUUGCAUGCGGGCUGACAUCAAACCAUUCGCCGUCUUGGCAUCGUUCAAAUAGUGCGGCAACAUCGAAUUCAGUCCAGUCUGUGCUCAACAGCUUUCAAGUAAACAUCGAGUUUUCUGUGUACAAUCCAAGUCUCGAAUAAACCGAAAAAAUACCAGAAUUUACUAAAAUACUUAUAAAAAAAAAAUAAACCGAACAGUAAAUAAAUUCCAAGGAAGUUUUCCUAACAAACAAUUUUUUUUUCAUCAAUUUUUUUUUGUCGAUUUGUCUAAAUUCAAAUAAUUUUUUUGCCACUAUUUUAAAUCCAAGUGUUUUUUUGUUUAAAUCGUUAAAAAAAAAUUCUCUCUUAAAUAAUUGAAAAAGUAGUAAAAUUCCCGGGGCUGACUAUUCAAUUGAAGAAAAAUUAUGCAUAUUUUUUCUUUCAACCAAAAGACAAAGCGGCAAGAAAGCAAAUAUCGAAAUUAACAUAUCGCAAUGCUUGAGGUUGAUCAAUCGAUUGGUUAUCAAAGAGGUAGCUACAAAGUUCUGCUUUGCAGUCAGCAUCUUUCAAAAAUUAGAAAAAAAAUACUAUCGUUGAUUUGAGUCGCGUGAACAAAUCGAGAGAAGAAACAGAGAAAAAAAAAUUGGAGCAAAUUGAUGAAGAAUGCGGGCUACGACUUCCACUUAGAGGAACGAGCGCAUCAAAGGCUCGAUAACAGAAUGCAUGCAAAAAAAAAAAAGAACAACUGAUGGUCAAAACUAUGGGAGCAUAGGAAAAUGGGCUCAUUGCAUGUGUUCAUCGAGAUGAAAAGGCCAAAUAUCAAGCAGCGCAAACAUCGCUAACGAUUGCAUUGUUUUAUUGUAUCCAACCAGUAGCAGCACCACCGCCACCAUCAGCACCAAUCACAACAGACAUGGACAGCAAAAAGAUGCCAACCACUAUACAUUUUCUUCUUCGUUUCGUUGCCGAUUUGAAUCGUGUCGAAAAUCAUUACACCCAAAAGCAUCGGGUGCAUUUUUUCCCCCCCGCGUACACACCAUGCGACAACGUGUGCACCAUCCCGAUAUAGAUAUUGAAUGAGUUUGGUGAAUCAAACGAUGGCCGAUUUGGAUGUUGGACGAGUUCGGCAAAUCCUAAGCGAAGCGCUCGAUGUUUGGUCACGUGGAUCUCGUUUAACAUUCCAAGAAGUGUACAGCAAAGAUGCCGAUAUUCAAGUUUUAUUCGCACGGAGACAUCAUGGUGAUGGAUACGAUUUUGAUGGGCCAGGAUCGGUGCUAGCCCAUGCAUUUUAUCCAGGAACUGGUCGAGGCGGUGAUGCUCAUUUCGAUGAAGAGGAAAAAUGGAUUUUGUCUCCAAACGAGGGUGAUGGUACAAAUUUACUGGGUGUCGCAGUGCAUGAGUUUGGUCAUUCGUUGGGUUUGGGACAUUCAUCGGUUGAGAGUGCGAUAAUGUUUCCGUGGUAUCAUGGUUAUCAAAAGUACAAAGAAUUACCGGAAGACGAUCGUCUGGCGAUUCAGCAAAUUUAUGGAUCUCGUCAAAAGAUUUGGGGUGAUAAUCCAAGGCCACGUCUUACAACCAGCGCAUCAACAACGACCAGCACAACACCGCGUUCGUAUUAUCCCGAUCGAAGUCCAACGGAUCGUGAUCGUGACCGACAACGGGAACGUGACGAACGUGAACGACAGGAAGCAGAAAGGGACAGAGAGAGACAGCGGUUGGAGCGUGAACGACAACGACAGGAAUGGGAGCGAAAAGAAUGGGAACGACGAGCGAGUGAACGUGAGCAGCGGGAAAAAGAGAGACGACGACAAAAGGAACGUGAACAAAAGGAACGGGACGAACAGGAGAAAAGACGGCAACAAAGUGCUUGGGAACGCGAAGAGCGUGAACGUCAUCGAUAUGAUGGACAAAAUACACCAUCAACAACCAAUAAACCAUGGCAUCAUCACAAUCACCAUCCGAAAUACAAUAAAAAUGGCCAAAAUCAUCCGAAUAAAGAAAAACCCGACACCUGCAACACCAGCUACGAUGCCAUCACAAUAAUUCGCAACGAACUCUUCAUUUUCAAAGAUCGCUAUUUGUGGCGGAUCGGUGACAAUGGAUUGCAUAGCGGUUAUCCGCAUGAAAUCAAUCGUGUAUGGUCGCAAUUGCCAAGUAAUUUCACACACAUUGAUGCCGUCUAUGAGAAUAAACACAGGAAAAUUGUAUUUUUCAUGGGAAAAAUGUAUUACGUUUUCAAUUCAAAUAAAUUGGAGGAUGGUUACCCUAAAGCACUAACCACUCUCGGGUUGCCAGCAACAGUGGAUAAAAUCGAUGCCGUUCUGGUGUGGGGUCACAACAAUCGAACAUAUUUCUAUAGCGGAACCAUGUAUUGGAGAUUCGACGAAGAUAUUCAUCACGUGGAAUUAGAUUAUCCACGUGAUAUGUCAAUUUGGCGAGGUAUUGGUUACCACAUCGAUGCAGCCUUUCAAUAUAAAGACGGGAAAACGUAUUUCUUUAAAGGGAAAUCAUUUUGGCAAUUUAACGAUUCAAUAAUGCAUGUGACACGAAGUAGACCCGAUUCGUCAGCGGUACGAUGGAUGGGAUGUCCUCGAGUCACAUCAACCUAUUCCAAUGAGGUGUACGAUGAUGGAGAACAACGUAAAGAGCCGCUAGUUUAUUCGACAGCGACCAUGAACACCGUUGCCGCAAACAACGUCUACAUUCUACUCAUAUCAACCAUUUUUGUUCUAUGGCAUUUUUAAGUUCUCCCAAAAGCAGAUAAAAAUAAAACAACUCGAAAUUUGAAUGAAUCGCGCGAUCCCGAGCGUUCAAUGUGCCGCAUUGUGCUUAUCGAAAACAAAAAAACAUAACUUAGAUUUUAUCAAUUUCUCUCUAUCUGUGUCGUAUCCAUUAAGCAAUGUUUCUUUUAAUGCAAUAUUCGGACUGCUUUUUUAAUUAAUUAUUAUAUAUAUUAUAUUUUACGUGCAAAUAGCAAGUAAUUAAAGUAUACCAAUUUCCGUUACUUUUUUUUUCUCUUCUCUUUUUCGGUUUUUAAAUUAAAUUUUUUUUUAAAUUAACUUGAACUGACAAUCUUUUUCGAUCAACCGUUUAAUUUAAAAGAGACCGUUUAAAAGAAUGAACGAAAAAUCAAACAAAAUCGAACGAAACAACCGUAAUUUUCGUUAAUUGUAAAAUAUGUUUCCUUUUUUUUGGUAUUUAAAAUAUGUUCGCUAUUAAUUUUAUAUGUUAUAAGAGUCACACAUUCGGGCGAUUUAAGCUCAACACGUGUUUAUCGAAAGGUUCAUGCUUGAAUGCACAGUGUGCUUUAGAUAGUCAACCAUACUUAUACUGGAUUAUUUGGAAACGAACGAACUCAACCAUCUGUGCGUCUUCCACACACAAACACAUUCUAUCGAUAGAUAUAUAUAUACAUGGUUCGAUGAUAUAUAGAUAUAUGUAUAACGUAAUCGCAAUGAAAUAAGAGAGGAAAAUUUCAUAACUUCAUAACUAGCUAUAGUGAGAGAGAUUUUCUUUUUUCUCUUGGUUUUUUUUUUCUUCUCCUCUUCCAAUUUUGUGAACCAAUCACUUGAGCAACAGCAAAAAGCAAUAGCGAUCUAAUGAAUUUUGGUCAAAGUUUUAUAGUUUUCGAUUUUUCUUCUUGUUUUUUUUUUUGUCACACAUACAUUUAGUUUUCUUCGUCUUUUCUUUCCUUGUGGAAAAACUUCGUCGCAUUAAAAGUUUUUAUCCAAAUAAUCAGAGCGUGAAAUCUGUGAUAUAAUUUUAUAAAAAUAAAUACAAAUUUCAUUUGCUGAAAAAUAAAAA